Diabrotica balteata is the source of this 1840-nucleotide messenger RNA. NCBI's taxonomy places the organism in Eukaryota, Metazoa, Arthropoda, Insecta, Coleoptera, Chrysomelidae. The record is from the annotation of a GenBank genome assembly.
AGAGUCACGUUGGUCACGUUUUCAUUUUGCCACUAAUUUAUUUCUGGUUGUUGGAAAAGAUAUAUGUAUAGAAACAGAUAUAAGAAGUAACUAUAGAUUAAUAUAUUAUUUCACCACCUUAAAUAAAAAUUGUUUGAUUUAUAAUGCCGACAAUCGGAGUUAAUAGGGAUUUAUUAUUUAAAUCAUUAGGCAAAAGUUACACUGAUGAUGAAUUCCAGAUCCUUUGUUUUGAAUUUGGUUUGGAACUAGAUGAAGUGACCACCGAAAAGCAGAUGAUAACAAAAGAACAAGGAUAUGAUCGUCAGGUGACAGUUAAUGCUUCUGAAGAUGUAAUAUAUAGGAUAGAUAUACCAGCUAAUCGUUAUGAUCUACUUUGUUUAGAAGGAUUGGUUCAAGGAAUUUUAGUAUUCCAAGGAAAAGUUUCUCCCCCUAUAUUUCGUGCUACUAAACCAGCAGAGGGAUCAUUAGAAAAACUAAUAAUAAAGCCCGAUACUGCAAAAAUACGACCCUAUGCCGUAUCAGCUAUUCUUAGAAACAUUACAUUUGAUAAAGAAAGAUAUAACAGUUUCAUUGAAUUACAAGAUAAGUUGCAUCAUAACAUUUGCCGAAAACGUUCAUUGGUUGCUAUUGGUACACAUGAUUAUGAUACUAUUAAGGGUCCUUUUACUUAUGAUGCUAAGCCACCAAAAGAUAUUAGGUUUGUACCUCUUAAUCAAGAAAAAGAGUUCUCUGCUGAAGAAUUAAUGAUAUUAUAUUCGGCAAAAGUGGUGCUCGAUACCAUUGUUUGUAUGUUUAGCCAGUAUUGUUCUGAUUCACACAGUAUUGAGUAUUGUGAAGUUAUUAACCCUGACGGUACAUCAGCAUUAUAUCCAGAGCUAGAAUACAGAAGUGAAAAUGUUUCUGUCAAAAAAUCUAAUAAAAAAAUCGGAAUAAAUGAAUCUCCAGAGAAUAUUGUUCAUUUAUUGUCUAAGAUGUGUCUUACAACUGAGUUAACAAAUAACUCAGAUAUUGUAAAAGUUACCAUCCCUCCUACAAGGCACGAUGUAUUACACGCAUGUGAUAUUUAUGAAGACAUUGCUAUUGCUUAUGGUUACAAUAAUAUUAAAAGAACUUUUCCUAAAACAAAUACUGUUGGCCAGCAAUUUUCAAUAAAUAAGUUAACAGAUUUAUUAAGAUAUCCUAUAGCUGAAGCUGGAUUUACCGAAGCUUUAACUUUUACCCUGUGUUCAAGAGAGGACAUAUCUACAAAAUUAGGUAUUGCGUCUAUAGAUAGUGUACCAGCGGUGCACAUCUCUAAUCCGAAAACAUUGGAAUUUCAAGUUUGUCGUACAACGCUUUUACCUGGUAUCUUGAAAACAAUAGCAGCCAAUAAAAAAAUGUCAUUACCAUUAAAAAUAUUUGAAAUCGCCGAUGUAGUUCUAAGAGAUGUGGAUACAGAAGUUGGUGCCCGAAACGAGAGGAGAAUAUGUGCGGUAAACUGUAAUACAAAUGCAGGUUUCGAAGUUGUUCAUGGUCUUCUUGAUAGGAUAAUGUUACUUUUGGAAGUUCCUUGGUCACGUAAGAAGAAUUCAGUUGGUUAUUACUUACAAGCUGCUAAUCAUCCAGCAUACUUUCCAGGAAGAUGUGCAAAUAUAAUUUGCCACGGAACUUCCAUAGGAAAGAUUGGCGUAUUGCAUCCUGAUGUGUUAACCAAAUUUGAACUUACAAAUCCAUGUUCGGCUUUAGAAAUAAAUAUUCAAUCAUUUGUUUAAUUUUGCAUGGUUGAACUAAAAAUCCAUACUCUGUUAAAUUAUUUUUUAAAUAAAACAUUUUUAAUCGAGUAUUAGACGUUGUUAAAUAA